AUGGGAUUUGCGUGCACGAGCGAUGGAAUUGCGAGCAAAUUGGGCGUUUUUCUCGUCACCGGACAAAUUCCACAGCACAAUUGCAAUCGGCUGCCACAUCUACACCCCUCCGGAAGCGACGGAUGUCGCCCGAAUUCGGAAUGUCGAAAUUUCGAACAUCGCGCGCCAUCAUGGGCGCGUUUAACCUCACUUUGGGAAAGUUUCGAGUGUUUUGGGCGGUUUUUGGGAGCGAAAAGGAUGAAUUUCCUGCACACUUUCCACCGCACGGUGGCCACGAGUGCCGCAAUGGGGCGACAGAGGAUCCCCGUGUUCAGUGCCAGCAAACAGAGCAAGAUCAUGAGCAAAUUGGUGCACGGCAGGGACAAAGGAAGGCGCCAGUGGCACGAGAACAACAUCCCGUCGGGGACUUUUGACCGGGCAGCCUCUGCCCAGGCCAUCAGCAAUCCCCGCGGUCAUCCGAAGCACGUGCUGAGGCGCGUCACGGUGCUGAACAAGCUGUUCAUGCGGAAUAUCGCCGACAUCAUGUCGACUGGCGAGCUUUCGCAGGAAAUCGUGGGCAAAGGACUGGAGAUUAGUCGCGUUAAAGUGUCUCCGGACUUCCGCCAGGCGUACGUGUACUGGCUGGCGAAGGGCACGGAGGAGGACGAGGAGCUGGAGAGUAUGCUGAGCAGAAUCGCCGGCCGGCUGAGGCACGAAUUGUCGCAGUUGCGCUUGAUGGGCGAAGUGCCGAAGAUCAUCUUCCUGAAGGACUUCCAGCACUCCAAGUUCAGCGAUGUGGACAGACUCCUGGCCAAGGCGGACUUUGGGGAGGACUUCGAGCCACUGUACAUGGGACAGAAGCCAAAGGAGGCGAUAGCUCAGGACAAGAACGAGAUUUUCCCCUCAAGCGCGGCGCUUCCGGAGAUGCGUCAGGAUGUUUUUGGGCUCAAUCACGCCGACAUCAUGCAGAGAAUCACGCGAACGCUGAGCAGAACGCGCUCCGCGUGGGAAAAGUACGAAUUCGGGGCGGAGCCGGAAGAGCAAGUGCCGGGAAUUCAGCGUCCGGACGUGGAUUUCGAGUCUCGCGCAGAGAGAAAUGCUCAGCUUGAGAAGAGAUUCAAUCAGUUCCUUAUCAGCGCCAGAAACAGACCCACAACGCCCGAACGGAAGCGACACCAGCCGGAGAUUCAUGUGAUUCCCAGGGACGAAAGCCCUGAAGAACCUGUGGAUAAUUCGCUGUUCGAGGAGGAUGAUUUCGACGAGUGGCCAGAAGAAAAGCCGUGAUUUUUGGGAUCUUUUCCAUUUAUUUCACGGAAAUAAAUCUUAAAAGUCU
Messenger RNA from Phlebotomus argentipes, 1312 nucleotides. RefSeq lists its product as uncharacterized. The record is from RefSeq and is a predicted model, not a curated record. Gene Ontology annotation, biological process: rRNA processing. The transcript has a single exon. The coding region runs from base 1 to 1263 and encodes 420 amino acids. Lineage: Eukaryota; Metazoa; Arthropoda; Insecta; Diptera; Psychodidae.